This is a messenger RNA of Orbicella faveolata, 2736 nucleotides long. RefSeq names its product dyslexia-associated protein KIAA0319-like protein. Gene Ontology annotation, molecular function: protein binding. Gene Ontology annotation, biological process: neuron migration. Lineage: Eukaryota; Metazoa; Cnidaria; Anthozoa; Scleractinia; Merulinidae. Gene Ontology annotation, cellular component: cytoplasmic vesicle; membrane. The record is from RefSeq and is a predicted model, not a curated record.
AUGGAUAUCAGUUACAAGGAAGCGUUUGAACGUUAUAUCGUUCAAGUUAACAGUUUUGGUGCUACACAGUGUCGAAUUGUGGCUUCGAAGUCGAGUAACAUCGACGCGAAAAAGUGUACCAAAGAUGGCCGCGAAUGGUACAGAGCUACUCUUCGAGAAGGCGCCAGGGCUGGCGAUUUUUCAAUUCUCAGACACACUACGAGUAUGAAAACAUGCAAAGAACUAUGCUGUGCAAAUGACUCAUGCGAACUAGCCUUGCUUGUCAAUGGUGGUUGCUUUUCUGUUCAGUGUAAAAGCGCUGAUGCGUGUAUGCCGCAGAAAGUUGUAAAGCGAUCGGGGAUUGUGGCUCCUCGAAUUUUCGUGCGGAACAUUGCCAAGUUUUUAAAGAAAAGGGACCGUGAAAGUAGGAACGCCCUGGAUUAUGAUCCAGACAAGGAACUUAUUAGAGAGAAAAGACAAGCCAGUUGCCAUCACUACCAUGGUCACAUCUGCAACAAUUAUUUGGAUAAAAACAAACUAUUGUACAUAAACAAAAAUCCCAAGAUACUAGAGGAGAGCCUUAGAAGUCCCUUCAGUCUUCUCAAGCCACGACUUCUGGAAGUCUGUGCAAAAUAUGCACUGAAAGCUAUUUGCCUUAGUACGUACCCCUAUUGUUCAAGUUCAAGUAAACCUAAGCCAAUCAGGCUUUGUAGAGAAGACUGCGAAGUGCUGGAAAGUACUGUAUGUGAAUCAGAUUUUAGGGUCGCAAGAGAGUUUGACUAUUUGGCUGUUAUUUUGCCGAACUGCACGUCUUUACCACCCAAGGGAUCUGCAGAGGCAAAAGGAUGUGUCAAGCUUGGUAUUUCUGAAUUAGAAUCAAGUACACAAGAGCAAACGAAAUCACUGGAUGCUAACAGCUCCAAAGACCUGAAGAAAUUACUCACCCAUAGCGAUGAUGAAUCUGGACCAACUACAACUGCUAAACCUGUAACAAACUAUUCUUUACAAAACACUUCAAAAGAACUUUCAGUGACAAGGCCACCAAGUGCUGUAAAUACAGUCAGGUCUUCAUCACUGACACCAAUGACGCAGAAUGAAGCCGUGCAAAAUCAAAGUUUUCUGCAAGCUUCUUUAGGAGAGAUAAGCCCUUCAGAACAGCAGCAAAUUCAGCUAUCAUCUGUUAUUGGAGACAUUACUCCUCAAAACACAUCUCUAACACCUCCUCAGGAUGGACAAAGUAAUGUUACAGAAAAAGUUGGCCCACUGCCCUCACCAGCCAGCCCUGUAUCGACUGUUUCUUCCAUACUGCAAGGUGCAGUGAACCAGCCAACACUUGUCAACGUCACUAGUGACACUGAUCAUGUUAACUUGGCUCAAAGCAGUGACAAUGUAUCUUCAGCACUUCCUCCAGUUGUUACUGCAGAAUCAAGUACACAAGAGCAAACGAAAUCACUGGAUGCUAACAGCUCCAAAGACCUGAAGAAAUUACUCACCCAUAGCGAUGAUGAAUCUGGACCAACUACAACUGCUAAACCUGUAACAAACUAUUCUUUACAAAACACUUCAAAAGAACUUUCAGUGACAAGGCCACCAAGUGCUGUAAAUACAGUCAGGUCUUCAUCACUGACACCAAUGACGCAGAAUGAAGCCGUGCAAAAUCAAAGUUUUCUGCAAGCUUCUUUAGGAGAGAUAAGCCCUUCAGAACAGCAGCAAAUUCAGCUAUCAUCUGUUAUUGGAGACAUUACUCCUCAAAACACAUCUCUAACACCUCCUCAGGAUGGACAAAGUAAUGUUACAGAAAAAGUGAGUGACAUUUUAUUUUCAAGAAUGCUGNCUGUUACCGACUCAGAUGGUGAAUCAGAUUCCACAACAGCGACAGUUACUGUCAAUGAUGAGAAAGAUUACCCACCUGUUGCACGUGCAGGGAAUGAUGUUGUGAUUGUACUCCCUGUGGAUCAUGUGACACUUUAUGGAAAUGGAAGUACUGAUGACAAGGGGAUUGUCAGCUAUGAGUGGAGCAAGACCCCCUCUAGUCCAGCAGUAGGGGACAUGCAGGGUACAAGUUCGCCAACUCUUAAGGUGUCCAACAUGGUGGUGGGUGACUACACGUUUGUUUUAAAAGUGACAGAUACAGGGGGACAGACAGCCAGUUCCAGUGUGACAGUGGUAGUUCAACCUGAGAAGAAUGCACCACCCGUGGCAGUGGCUGGCUCAGAUAAGGACCUGGUAUUUCCUGAUGACUCUACAGUCCUUGAUGCUUCGGCAAGUCGUGAUGAUCAGAAGAUUGUGAGUUACCACUGGGAGCAGUCAAGCGGUCCACGCCAAGCUGAGAUGUCAGGAGUCAACGAGAAAAUUGUGACAGUAAAGAAACUCCUGGAGGGUCACUAUGUGUUUAAACUGACAGUUACUGAUGACAAAGGACUCACAGGAAGUGAUACAGUGGCUGUUAAUGUUAAAAAAGGUGAAGUUCAAAAUAAAGCAUCGGUAAUUAAUCUACUGUAAUGGUCUAAGGGAUGGCAGUCCUGACUAGGACUCAGUGAUUGAUAAGCACUGAAUGACUUGCCCCAAGGGAAAGAUUGAGUUUUGUUUCCCCGAGUCAUUGAGUGUCGAAGAGAAACAAAACUCACUGUUUCCCGUAUACCUCCCAACUAAAAAAUAGAACAAACUGCUAAAAAAUUAUUCGUUUCAUACUGGCUAGUACACAAUUUUUCAGCGGUAUCAAGGUACAGGGCCUGAUCACGUGCGAGUCGAAAGUGC